Molecule: messenger RNA, 1289 nt
Organism: Drosophila obscura
Lineage: Eukaryota; Metazoa; Arthropoda; Insecta; Diptera; Drosophilidae
Exons: 1
Coding region: 140-1045 (301 amino acids)
Molecular function (GO): protein binding
Source: RefSeq, a predicted model, not a curated record
AAAUCACAUUUCCCCAACAGUAUUUUCGAGCAAGCCAACACAAACAUUUACUUGUACAAAAAUUUUUAGUGAAGCCCGUAGAUUAAAUAAUCGUAGAUUGAAGCCAUCCAGGCCAACUAAACAGUCCUAAAAAAUUAAAAUGCAGAUCUAUGUUCAGACACGUGACGGCAAGAAGACCCUCUACAAGUCUUGCCGCUUUGGCACCGCUGGCGAUCUGAAGAUCCGCAUCGGUCGCUUGCUGGGCGUACCCAUGGGCUUCAGUCGAUUGGUGUUCAAGAAAAAGAUACUGAGCAACAGCGUGCAGCUCGAGGAAAUCGGUGUCAAGCAGAUGUCAACGCUGGAGCUCUAUUGGGAGCCGGUUAUCUGCACCGAGAAGAGGUUGCGCGAACUGGAGCUGGAGGAGGAAAUGAAGGAGUUGGAGGGUCACAACGUUCACGAGCACAUGUCGGAGAGCUACGAUCACAUGUUGAAGACAGGCGGCAUUUCUAGAUCGAGACUGUGCUGCCUGGAGCACCACCUGCCCCUGCCCCUGCCCCUGCCCCUAGCCAAAGUCGAGUCGGAAUCCUCCCCCAUCGCUCCCGCUGCAUCCGAUACUGAGCUUGUGGGCCACCCGGGAGGCAGCACUAAGUCCCUCCAGUCCCUGGAGUAUGAUGAAAAGGAUCUUGAAGUUUACUCCGAUCUGUCAGACGAUGAGCUCGAUCUAUUGGCUAUCUUUCGGCAAAAGUCCGAUAGGAAAUCGUUCGACGAGCUACCCUUCAAGGAUGAGCCCAUGCACGACCAAGCAGAGGGGGGAGUUGCCAUCAGCAGUACGGUUUUAGGCCUGAUUCCUGACUUGGACAUGGAGCCAGAGAAGGAGCCGGAGGAGUCGCAGGAUUGGAGCGAGCUGGAGAAGCGGAAGGAGUCUCAGGACUGGAGCAAGCUUGAGGAGCGAAAGGAAUCUCCGGAGCUAAAGCAGCCAAACGAGCUGGAGACGUGGGACGAGAUCUAUGGGGACCACGACUCCUCUGACCCAGACAAUGAGAAGAUCAUUGAAAGUCCUCACUAAAUACCGACAAUCAAAGCUGGUCUGCACCUGCACCGACGAGACUUCGACACCACUCCACUCCCCUCCACUGAAAGGAUCUCAAAAAAUAAGAAAAAAAACUACCUAAAUUUCAGUUAUAUUUCCACCCAAAUUCAUCCUUUCUGACUGAUCAAUAUAAGGUCUCAAUUUUCGUUUAAAUUUGGAUUCAAGCCGCUUUAAGUUUCAUCUUCAAGAAGAAUAUUAAUAAAUAUAAAUAAUCUACAUA